AUGGAUGGACUGCCGAAAACACCACGCUCUAGAGUGCCUAAUUUCACCAGCGAUGAAAAGGCCCUAUUAGCAGCAUUAAUAAAGAGUAAACCAAUUGUGGAGUCGAAAGCAACUGACGGCAGGUCAUUUGAAAAAAAGAAAGCUGUAUGGGAGUCCAUAACGCAAAAGUUUAAUUGCCAAGUUUAUGUUCACAAGGCAGCACCUGUUAUAAUUUGUGAAGUUAAAAAUUCAUAUGACAGUGAUGGAUACCUAUUAAGUUCACUUGGAGAGGAGGAAGUGAAAUCCAGUGAUUGCAAAAUAGUUGGCUACCCAAGAAAUAAAAAACAGGCUGCAGAGCUAGAAUUACAGAAAAAUAAAAUACUUUUGGAAAAAGCUACAUUAGAAUUGGAGAUUUUAAAUAACACUACAAAAUAA
This is a messenger RNA of Parnassius apollo (apollo), 414 nucleotides long. The record is from the annotation of a GenBank genome assembly. Lineage: Eukaryota; Metazoa; Arthropoda; Insecta; Lepidoptera; Papilionidae.